AUGCCGUCUCAGGGUCGCUGCUGGGAGACCCUGGAGGCGCUGCGCAGAUCGGAGAAAGGUCGCCUCCGCUACAACCGUGACUUGGUGCUGUGGAGCGACGAUAUUUUAGAAGAAAGUAUGCCUCCUCCCAAGCUAUCUUCUUACUGUGGAUGGGUGAUAGAUCAUGUCUUAGCCCAUCAGCAAGAGAGCCCACUUCCCUCAAAAACUUCAACAUCCUCUAGAUCUACUGCAGACCUAGACCAGCCUUCAUUUGUUCCCACAUCUCCUCUCACAAGCCUUGCCUUCCCACCAGCCUCCUCAGCACCAAAAGGAACCAAGGGAAGGAGCAAACAAGAGUCACAGCAUGCAGGAAGUACGGCACGUCCAUCCCCCCAGAUCACAGUGGAAGGCUGCCUCCGGCUGUAUGAGGUGCUGCGCAAACAGGAAACAUGGGAGAGGCUGAGGUGCCGACAGGAGUUUAUAGAUAAGACGAUGCGAGGCUUUGCUGAUGCGGCUUCCGAACAACUGAAGCAGUAUGAUGCACGGCGGGCGCUGGAGCGUCGUAAAGAACUCCAGGACCUACGCAAAAUGAUGGAGAACAGCUCCAGAGAAGCCCUGUUACGCCACGAGAAACUCAAAGCCGAGCAUCGUCGCAGAGCAGAGAUGCAAAAUCAGAGGCUGUGGGAGUUAGAGCAACAGCGCCUGCAGCAAGUCGAACAAGAGCGGCUGCGGAAGGAAGAAGGCCGGAUCCGCCUGCAGAGACUCUACACCCUGCAGGAGGAGAUGCUGCACCUCAUCCGGCAGCUGGACACCUUGGAGCAGCAGCACAGGGGCCUGAAGGUUGACCUUCCUGCCUUCCGCACCCGAGGCAACCGGCUGUGUGGCAUCAUCUCCAGGAUCAUCUGGGCCAAUUGUGAGAACAGCCUUCCCACGGCAGAGGACCAGGCUGUGGCCGAGAGGGCUCUGCAGGAAAUGUGGGUCCUCCUUAGGAACAUGGAGCAGGAGAUCGCCAGGGCCUGUGAGGACAAGAGGAGGCAGGAGGCGGAGGAGGCCCGGUUAAAGCAGCAGGAGUCCCAGGGGAAGCAGGGGCCUGAGGUCCACACAGAGUCCCCGGAUCCCAGCCAGGGCCUAGGAAGGAAACAGAAUGACGAACUCCAGUUCAAUGCACAAGACAGCACAAUGCAGUGGUACCAGCAGCUACAGGACGUUGCCAGUCAGUGUGUGUUGGCCUUUGAGGGACUGACCAGCAGCAAAGACAGUCAGGUCAGAAAGAUAAAGAUGGACCUCCAGAAGGCUGCCACCAUCCCAGUGAGCCAAAUCUCCACCCUAUCAGGCUCAAAGCUGAAGGAGGUCUUUGACAAGAUCCAUGACCUACUCUCUGGAGAACCUGUUCAGUGUGGUGGGUGCACCGUGUCUGUCACACUUCACCCACAGGGCCUGGACUUUGUGCAGUACAAACUGGCAGAGAAAUUUGUGAAACAAGGAGCUGAGGAAGUGGCCUCGCACCAUGAGGCAGCGUUUCCCAUCGCAGUGGUGGUGUCCGGGAUCUGGGGACUCUUCCCCAAAGUGGGGGCCCUCAUUCUGGCUCAUCUGCACAAGAAUUGCCCUUACUCAGUUCCUUUUUACCCAGCCUUCAAGGAGGGCAUGGCUUUGGAAGACUAUCAGAGGAUGCUUGGCUACCUAGUGGAGGAUUCCAAGGUGGAACAGCAGAGCAGAUUUCUGAAACGCAUGUCUGGGAUGAUCCGUCUGUAUGCUGCCAUCAUCCAGCUCCGGGGGCCAUAUGACAGCGAACAGGAGGCUUAUCCUCAUGUCUUAAAUCAUGGCUGGCGUUGGUUGGCAAAGAUCUUAAACAUGGAGCCACUGUUGGACGUGACAGCCACCCUCCUCUUUGACUUUCUGGAGGUAUGUGGGAAUGCCCUCAUGAAGCAAAACCAGGUCCAGUUCUGGGAAAUGAUGCUUUUCAUCAAGGAAGACUACUUACCCCGGAUCGAAGCCAUCACAAGCUCAGAGCAGAUGGGCUCCUUCACACGCCUCAAACGGUUUGUGGAGGAAUGUUGGCAGUGCAAGGAGAUUCCUGUGCCUGAGGGCUUUCUGCCUCCCUCCUUCUGGCAUUCCUGAUGUCUGCCAUCAUCCAUCACCACCAUUUUGUUGUGGAACAACAGUAAUAAAGCAGCUCAAGACAACUGUAUUUGGAAGAAAGCAUGUCAGAUGCAGAAAUCUACCAAUACUCAUCUUUAUAUAUUUGUGUCUUUUGACCAGGAAUGAAGAUUUUCAUGGGUCACAAAACCUAGGUGGCCCCUUAGUAGAUCUGAUGACUCCCUAAGG
Manis javanica (Malayan pangolin) is the source of this 2304-nucleotide messenger RNA. RefSeq names its product mRNA export factor GLE1-like. Gene Ontology annotation, molecular function: phospholipid binding; inositol hexakisphosphate binding; translation initiation factor binding. Gene Ontology annotation, cellular component: nuclear pore; cytoplasm; nuclear pore cytoplasmic filaments. NCBI's taxonomy places the organism in Eukaryota, Metazoa, Chordata, Mammalia, Pholidota, Manidae. The record is from RefSeq and is a predicted model, not a curated record. Gene Ontology annotation, biological process: poly(A)+ mRNA export from nucleus.